Messenger RNA from Fonsecaea nubica, 2001 nucleotides. RefSeq lists its product as hypothetical. The record is from RefSeq and is a predicted model, not a curated record. Gene Ontology annotation, molecular function: RNA binding; ATP binding. Lineage: Eukaryota; Fungi; Ascomycota; Eurotiomycetes; Chaetothyriales; Herpotrichiellaceae. Gene Ontology annotation, cellular component: catalytic step 2 spliceosome; intracellular anatomical structure. The coding region runs from base 1 to 2001 and encodes 666 amino acids. The transcript is spliced from 2 exons.
AUGUCAGAUCUUGAUUCAUCCUUCAUACCAGCAUUGUACACCCCGCCAUCACUACUACCCAUCGCCAGGCACAGAAGCAGUCUACUCUAUACCAUUGAAACGCACCAAGUCACGGUGCUAGUGGGCCAAACAGGCAGUGGGAAGACAACUCAACUACCUCAGUAUCUGGAAAAGGCAGGAUGGUGCUCCAAGGGACAAUGCAUAGCAGUCACGCAGCCCAGAAGAGUCGCCGUCACCACCGUGGCCGCACGUGUCGCCGAAGAGAUGAGAUGUCAGUUGGGUGAACAGGUGGGCUACUCGAUCCGCUUCGAAGAUGUCACCUCCGCCAAAACCAGAAUCAAAUUUCUCACCGACGGCAUGCUAUUGCGAGAAGCUUUGGUUGAUCCGUUGUUCACGAGAUACUCCGUUAUCAUGAUCGACGAAGCUCAUGAGAGGUCACUCAGCUCCGACAUUCUGCUUGGUCUACUGAAAAAAGUGAAGAAGCGACGACCGGAACUGAGGAUCGUCGUCAGCAGUGCCACUCUUGAAGCAGAGCGAUUUGCAGAGUUCUUUACCGACCACGAUGCUCCUGAGGGUGAGCAACAGUGUCGGAUAGUCAGCAUCGAAGGUCGGACAUAUCCCGUGGAUAUCCUUUAUCUUGAUCAACCGACAGAUGACUAUCUGGAGAAAGCCAUACAGACAGCCUUUACAAUCCAUCAACAGGAGGCGCCUGGCGAUAUUCUCGUGUUUUUGACGGGCAGAGAAGAAAUCGAAAGAGCUGUGCAAACGCUCGUGGACCUGGCAUCAACUCUACCUCCACAGGCACAGGCUCUUCAGCCUCUCCCGCUCUAUGCUGGUCUCAGUACAGAAGAGCAAAUGUACGUCUUCUCCGAGGCGGCGGAGAACACCCGGAAAGUCAUCCUGGCGACGAAUAUCGCAGAAGCAUCCGUCACCAUCUCGGGUAUCGUAUACGUGGUUGAUUGUGGUUUUGUAAAACUGCGUGCGUUCAACCCGAACACAAACAUUGAGACAUUGACCCCGUUUCCCACAUCGAAAGCAUCUGCAACCCAGCGAGCCGGCCGCGCAGGACGUACCCGACCAGGAAAAUGCUUCCGCCUCUAUACCCAGCAAUCUUAUUCAUCGCUCCCGGCAACGACUACUCCAGAGAUUCAACGGUCAAACCUGGCCCCCGUGGUCCUCCAGCUGAAAGCACUUGGCAUCGACAACGUUGUGCGUUUUGACUUUCUCUCACCACCGCCCUCGCAACUGCUUAUCCGCGCAUUUGAUCUGCUCUACUCCCUGGGGGCCGUAGACGACUAUGCAAAGCUCACUUCGCCAUUAGGAACACGCAUGGCCGAGCUGAGCGCCAUUCCGCCCAUGAUGGCCAAAUGCCUGCUCGCUUCCUCGUCUCCACAAUUUGACUGUCAGAACGAGAUGCUCACCCUCGCAGCGAUGACCUCAUUACAAGGAAAUGUCUGGUUUCAUCACAGUGGAGAGAAAAAGGCAAUGGACCUGUCGCGGCGAAAAUUCGCUGCCGAAGAAGGCGAUCAACUCACGCUGCUGAAUGUAUAUCAGGCAUUUGUGACUAAGGGAAAGAGGGAGGCGAGGUGGUGCCACGAGCAUCAUCUGAAUUUCAAGUCGAUGGAAAGAGCAGUGAGCAUUAGGAACCAGCUGAGGCGAUACCUUGAGCGGCUCGGCGUCAAAGUGGAGGACUCAAAGUCCGCAGCCACAUCCGUUAGUGCUCAGCCAAAGGACAAGGCCGCCAAUAUCUUGAAGUGUCUGGUGACGGGCUUCUUCUCACAGGCAGCCAAAAUGCAGCCGGAUGGGACAUUCAGAUCCGUUUCUGGAAACGUCACCAUGCACGCGCACCCAACCUCCCUCCUGUUCAACCGCAAAGCAGAGUACGUGGUGUUCCACGAGUUGUUGGAGACCCGGGAGAAAGUAUAUAUCAAGGACAUCUCAAAGGUAGAGAAGGCCUGGCUGGUAGAGUUUGGGGGAGGCUAUUACAACCUCAAGAUUUGA